Salvelinus fontinalis (brook trout) is the source of this 3806-nucleotide messenger RNA. Its product is annotated as E3 ubiquitin-protein ligase TRIM35-like. The record is from RefSeq and is a predicted model, not a curated record. The transcript is spliced from 6 exons. The coding region runs from base 459 to 1865 and encodes 468 amino acids. Lineage: Eukaryota; Metazoa; Chordata; Actinopteri; Salmoniformes; Salmonidae. Gene Ontology annotation, molecular function: zinc ion binding.
CUCUCGGUUGACGUGGCAGUUGACAGUGUGUGCAACUGUUUGCAGAAGUCUUGUUUAUUUUCAGCGUGCUUAGUUUAUAAAGUGUCGAUCGCUGGUGUUAUCACUCUAGGCCGUGGUUGUAAUCUUUCAGGACCAUUCCUGUAAUUGAUUGCAUGAAUUAGUAACAACAUUGUUGCAACGCUUUGACAAACAAACCAACACACCAUCAGGUGUAGCAGACAGACAGCAGUGCAACUGGAAGCCUGAAGUCAACAGCUAAGAACUCUUCAUUUGCCUGUGGUUCAACACAGAACAAGGAUCACAACACGUGACCUUUUAAUGUCAACAUCUCCGAGCAGAUACUGAAGAAGAUAAGGACAUUCCACUGAACUCUAUAGCUCUUUUAACAAACAGGGUGGUUCUUUUAAAGUGAAAGUAAACUCUGCUUGCCCUUCCAGAGGAGCGAGGCAAGUGUGAAAAUGGCUUGCAAAUUCACUCUCCCCAUUGAGGAUUUAUCCUGUCCUGUGUGCUGUGACAUCUUCAGAUAUCCUGUCAUCAUGUCGUGUAGCCACAGCUUCUGUAAAGCCUGUCUGCAGAAAUUCUGGGAAAAGAGUGGAACCCAAAAGUGUCCAGUCUGCAGGAGAAGAUCCUCAAGGUCUGAGCCUGCUAAUAACCUGUCUCUAAAGAACCUGUGUGAGGCCUUCUUAAAGGAAAGCAGUCAGAGAUCCUCAGCAGGGUCUGAGGUGCUCUGCAGUCUGCAUGGUGAGAAGCUCAAGCUCUUCUGUCUGACGGAUGAACACGCUAUCUGUUUGGUGUGCCGUGAUUCAAGGAAUCACAAAGGUCAUAACUGCAUCCCCAUAGAUGAAGCUGCAGAAGAUUAUAAGAAGGAAAUCCAGAGUGCACUGAAGCCAUUGCAGGAGAAACUGAAGGUCUUUAAAGAAGUCAAGCAUACCUGUGGUAAAACAGCACAGCAUAUCAAGACCCAGGCCCAGCACACAGAGAAGCAGAUUAAGGAAGCGUUUGAGAAGCUUCACCAGUUCCUACGAGAUGAAGAGGCGGCCAGGAUAGCUGCCCUGAAAAAGGAAGAGGUGGAAAAGGGUUGGAAGGUGAAGAAGAAGAUUGAGGAGUUGGUCAAAGAUAUGUCUUGCCUUUCAGACACUAUCACAGCCAUAGAGGACAAACUGAGAGCUGACGACAUCUCAUUCUUACAGACCUACCAGGCCACAGUGAAAAGAGCCCAGUGCACACUGCCGGAUCCACAGCUAGUCUCGGGAGGGCUGAUAGACGUGGCCAAACACUUGGGCAAUCUGUCCUACAAAGUCUGGGAGAAGAUGCAGGGGAUUGUUCAGUACACUCCUGUGAUUCUGGACCCCAACACUGCCCACCCCUAUCUUAUCCUGUCUGAGGAUCUGACCAGUGUGAGAGGUGGGGAUAGAACACUGCAGCUUCCAGACAACCCAGAGAGGUUUGGCUAUGUGUGCGUUAGGGGUUCUGAGGUUUUCAACUCAGCGACACACAGCUGGGACGUUGAGGUUGGCGACGGUUACUUUUGGUUUCUCGGUGUGGCCCCUGACUUUGUCAGUAAUCAUGAUAUAUGGGAUGACAUCUGGGGUGUUUUGCAUACUUGUGGUGUAUACGUAGUAAUGUCCCCAAAUGAGUACGGCGGUAACCCUCAUCUCACAGUGGUUCGGGAUCCCCGGAGGAUCAGAGUGCAGCUGGACAGGAACAGAAGAGAGCUGACGUUCUCUGACCCUGAUAGUAACACACACCUACUUACAAUGCCACUACUUUUCACUGAGCCACUCGUUCCAAUAUUUCGUACAUAUGAAAGCAAGCUAAAGAUCCUACCAGUGAAGGCCUCUGUAACAGUGGCACAGCACAGUUAAAGUUGACACCACCUCGGCCUGUAAUUAUACAGUAUAUAUAUAUAAUAUAAUAUAAUAUACCACAAUCUCCAUCUGUUGAAAAAUAUUGAUAAAAACUUUAAUAAAACCAUUGAUCUUCAAAUGGUAUGUUUUUCUACAUUUCCAACACUGCUUUUAUGAACACACACACACACACACACACACACACACACACACACACACACACACACACACACACACACACACACACACACACACAUACACACAUACACACAUACACACACACACACACACACACACACUAACUGCUGCGGUGCUGCAUUAGACAAGAUACAGCGAUGGGGCAGUCAGUGUGUUGACUGGAGGGCUGAGGGGAGAAGGGACCAGAGGUGCCACACAGGCCCCAGGAUGAGACUGACGGAUGGGUCCACAGGCCCACAGCGUAACAGAGGGUCAGAAGGGAAACAUAGAGGGCAAGUCCCCUUGGAAAGACCAAAUCUAUCUAAUACACAAUGUCAUCUAAAAGACACACACAGACAAAACCAACUAACUGACCUUCACAUUCUCCCACAGAUACAUACGCAGCCCUUUUCCAACAGUGGUCGCACGCACUCUCUCAAAUCCAAUCUUCCUCUGUAACUGCUCAUUCAUUGCAGUCCAACAGCGGGCCAGCCUGAGGCUCUAGUCUAGAAGGAGGAGUAGCAUCAUCAGGUGGACAGCCUCGCACAUCCCACUGUUUGUUCAGAGCUCCUGCUCCCUUCCAAUCCCAUCCCACUCACAGUCAGAGUCAUAAUGAGAUGAAUGCCGGGCUACGCUGCAGUGGAAGCAGGGGGAUUUCCCAUUUCAAUCAGAGAGUUUCAUUACUUAAGGAAAGCAAGGGAGUUUUUGUUUGGUGUCUGCAGUGCACGUUGGUUUUUGGUAAGUAUUCCACUGAGUGCCUGUACUCCGUCCAUCCCUGUUCUGCUGCUGUGGCCGUUCCCUGACACCGUGCCACGCCAAAUAAAAGUCUUGCCUGCUGUUGCAUGGGGGCUCGGUGCAAUUAUCAAAGGGCAGAAGAGGUCGAAAGGGAUAAGGAGGGAGAGAGAGAGGUAGAGAAAGAGACGGAGAUAGAGAAAUAUGGAUGGAGAGAUGAGACGUGGGGAGUAACAGCGUUUGGAGCCAGAGCAAUCUGAGCUGAAAAUGAGCCUUUUACCUCACAUUGAGAGGACUCCUGCUAUUUCACGCUGGGCACAAACAUCCUUAUCUUUCGGCUUCAAAACUCCAGCUUGGAAAACUCUGGGGCCUUCCACUGCCCUUCUUCCUGCAAAACUGUAUCCUCAUGCCCCCUCUGAGUUUUUCUUCGUUCCCCUCUGCGACAUUAAAGUAAUAUUUAAGACAUGUUAAAUAGCUUAUUUAGCAUAGCUCUAGCCUGGUUCCAGAUCAGUUUGUGCUACCAUAGGAGUUGGCAAUGCCAUAGAAAUAGAAAUCUAUAGAAGGGGCUUGGAACCGCUAACCCUGGCAAUUUGACUGGUACACUCACAAUGGCUGCGAGCCCACCGCAUUACAGCAUCAUUUACUUGAAUGGACCCGUUCUAUAGAUUAUAUUUCUAUGGGCAAUACAGCACAAAGGAUCUGGGAUUGGACAACCCUUAGCCAGCCCGGAGGUGGAAAGGGGAAUAGGAGGACUGAUGCUAUCUGGUUUUCAAGUUAUGUAGCAAUAAAAAGCCACAGCAAAAUCAAUGGAGGUUUAUUGAGGCCGGUGAUGUACUUAAGGUCAAAGAGGAACAAUGGAAUACUACUCUUUACACUGCAAUGUCUUGUAGAGAGAGAUGCUGUUUACUUCCAGGUCAGAUUUACUUAAGACAUUUUCUACUUCGCUUUAAUUUGUGAUGAUAUAAGUUGUUGAAUGACAACUUUAAACUGCACUAUUCAACCUGUUUUAAAAGUAAUUGGAGUUGGUAGCGUCCAAUGUUAUGCUCUAUG